Messenger RNA from Biomphalaria glabrata, 1341 nucleotides. RefSeq names its product serine/arginine-rich splicing factor 2-like. The transcript is spliced from 2 exons. The record is from RefSeq and is a predicted model, not a curated record. Bases 191 to 652 code for a protein of 153 amino acids. Gene Ontology annotation, cellular component: nuclear speck. NCBI's taxonomy places the organism in Eukaryota, Metazoa, Mollusca, Gastropoda, Planorbidae. Gene Ontology annotation, biological process: mRNA splicing, via spliceosome. Gene Ontology annotation, molecular function: RNA binding.
AUUUGGCAACACUGACUAUAGAAACGGUCACAACCUUGAUUAUACUCUAUUGUUUGGCUUGAUUGUGUACAGUCAUUAGAUCUACAUAGGCCUAUAACGUAAAUAGAUAUUGAUCUCUAGUCUAGAUCUACUUUAAUGAUAAUUUGUUAAAAGGCUCAAUUUAUUUAGAAUCUAUUAAUCAUCUUUUAAAAUGAGUAGAAUAAAUGGACGUGGCUCACCACCGGACUUAAGAGGAAUGUUUUCGGUUAAAGUUGACAAUGUUGAUUACAGAGCAACAGCCGAUGAUCUUCGUCCUGUCUUUGCAAGGUUUGGCAUUUUGGCAGAUGUUUACAUUCCAAGAGACCCAUCGACGAAAAAAAGUAGAGGCUAUGCAUUUGUGAGAUAUUUUGAUAAAAGAGAUGCAAAAGAUGCAGUGAGAGCAAUGGAUGGCUUUAUCUUCAAUGGCAGAGAACUACUAUGCAAAAUAGCAAGAUAUGGACGACCCAUCGACGAAUACAGGCGUAUUCGUCGAGAACAACUCGCCCAUCUACUUGGGCAAAGGGACCGAUCCAGAUCUCCCAUAGGACGAUCUAGAUCUAGGUCUGCAGAUGAAUCAGACAGUAGUACUAGCAAUGAGUCGGUCGGAGAAUAUUAUAGACUUGUCAGAAGAUAGGAGUCCUCGCUGUAACGGACCCUUUACUGAUGUGUAUGCUUGGUGGAGAAGAAUUUAAGUUCAGAUGAAUUUGUGAGACACGUUUGUACUCAACAUUUACUUAGAUCUAGUUUUAAAUGUUUAGAAUAUGUCCAUUCAUAAAAUAGAGACCUAAUGAUUGAUAAAGAAAACUGUGGAAUCUUUGAGGAAAGGAAGUAGAGGCUGACAGAGUAAAUGCAAUUAAAGUAUGUCUAUGUUUCUAUGUGAAAUUUAAAAAAAAAAAGAGCUAUGUUCAAAGACAUUCAGAUAAAAAAUUCUUUUCAUUUCUAGGUAUAAAGAGAAACUUAUUUGAUGUGAUUAUUUUUUUUAAUAUUAAAGGGACAUUUUUAGAGCAGAAAAAAAAGAAAGCAUAUUUAAUGAUUUUUUUUUUCUUUUAAUUCGUAAAGGGUCUGAGAUUGCAAUGUCCAUAACUCUCAUGCCAAUCAUGUUAGAAUGUCACUUUAGAAAUUAGUUCUAAAGGGUUGGGGUUUUUUUUUUGGUCAGUAUAUAUUUAUUUUGAAUACAGAUAUAUAUAAAAAUACAAUUAUAUAUAUAUAUAUACACCCAAUAUAUUUAUACUGUAUAAAAUGACAUAUUUUUGUCAAAUGACUGCCAUUUUAUAAACAGGCAAUGAUAUGUAAUAUAAUAAAAUGUGUUGCAACAAUGAAGAA